AUGACGGAUUUUUACGGCCAACAAGCUACAAACCGCAAGGAAGGGUAUUGCCUUAUGUGGAUCGUUCCCUCCAUCAAACGACAGACGGAGGCAGGCGAGCAGAACUCAGGGCUAGAAGGAAGGCGUAUUCAAGCUGGAAAGACUCGUGAACGAGAAGCUAUCCGUGAGGCUUUGAAGCUUCUUUGCGUCAAUCCAUACUAUUGUUUGAUCGGUUCUCAGGGUAGUAGUUUUGAAUCUUUGAUGCGCACGAGGAAAGUCAUCAUGAUCAGACGACAAGUGUAUCCGAGUCAAUGCUCGACUGAUCCUGAUCCUGGUAUCUCCCAGCUAGAUAAGUACAAAUAUCUUCUUCUUAGAGUUCUUGUUGAGUUCUGUCGCGUUGAUGGCCAGGGGACUCAAAGUUCGGGCGCUGCGCCCGCCGUGCGGAACUGGCCCUUUGUGGCUUCUGGCCGCCUUUCAUCAGGAGGACUGCUGCGCCAUGCGGAAAUCUCCAUGGGUAUCCUCUUGCCUCAUCCGAUGGUGGGACAGGAAAUUCUGAAGGCUGUACACCCACCUUCUCCUCCCUAUCUUCCGGUUAUCAGCCUCUCUAUGCCGCCGUUCGACAUUACCGCAGCCCAAAUUGUUGGGCUGUUCAUGGAGUCGGUAUUCUAUGGAAUUUACCUCGUCACGUUCUUUUCAACCAUGCGAGUUCUUCUCUGGAAAGAUGGCGCCGUCAAACCGUUCAAAAUUAUCAACAAGCCCAUGGUCGUCGCAGCGCUUUUUAUGCUGUUGUUUGGGACGAUGGACGUUGGAUUUGGACUGCGCCAUAAUUUAGACGCUUUCGUGUACAGCGUUGGAAAGCAAACCCCGGCGGCUCAGUUUGCCCACAUUUCAUACUGGGUCAAUGUCAUGAAGUUUGCAGAUUACAGUGCGCAGACGUUCAUUGGAGAUGGUAUUCUAUUGUACCGCUGCUACAUCAUUUACAACCGCCGAUGGUUCGUUAUAGUCGGACCUGCGUUGAUGUGGAUCGGAACUGCUGUUUGCUCUAGCUUCACUAUUUACAUCGAAGCUAGACUGGAUACUGGAGUCCUGAGCCAAUCUCAACUGAAACCGUUCAUUACAUCAACUCUCGUCCUCACGCUAGCAACAAAUGUUAUAACCACAUCUCUUAUCGUGUAUCGUAUAUGGACGGUGAAAAGGCGCACAUCAAAAGAGCGGACAAGCAUAGGGCCAUACUCCCGCAUCCUACGGGUUUUGAUUGAAUGUGGAGCGAUAUACACAACCUCCAUCGUCAUCCUCUUUGUGUGUUAUUUGGCGAAUAAUAAUGCGAUUCUUGGUGUCUCUGAUUCGGGUAUAACUUUCAAUCUGCUCAUUCUCAGCGUCGAUCGCGGAACAAUCACUUAUGCUCAAUCAAACCAGGCUUCCUAUUCCAAUUACGUUAACACCGUCCGUUCGGAGAUUGAUACUAGACAGCAUUCUGUGCCUCUUCAUCUCAUCUCUGUCAAGACCAUGACCGUGCGAGAUCCGCCAGAGACCGAUUCAGUUGAAAAAGAAGGUCAAGAAAACGAGUUAGAUAGGGAGCCGGGGCGUAAACUAUUGAGAAAUCCCCCUUUCUGCGAAAACCCGAACGGUUUCCUCAGCAACCCUAAACCUUCACAUGACCUCCGGCUGCCAUUAUAG
Molecule: messenger RNA, 1656 nt
Organism: Laccaria bicolor S238N-H82
Lineage: Eukaryota; Fungi; Basidiomycota; Agaricomycetes; Agaricales; Hydnangiaceae
Exons: 11
Coding region: 1-1656 (551 amino acids)
Source: RefSeq, a predicted model, not a curated record